AUGACAGCUAGCUGGGCGUCGGGCGGCGGCGGCUGCGGCGACAAGAGCGGUUGCGACCGCAAUUUCGAUGGAACCCUGGGUGCUAGAAGCAGGUGGGGCGGAUUAAGUGGCACAGGAGGCAGCGGCGGCGGAUCGAGUGGAACAGGGGACGGCGGUUUCCUGGGCGGCGGCGGGCCGGGAGAACCGACGGCUAGGGUUUUGUCGGUGCUACACUUUGGUGGCAAAAAGCCGAUCUCCAGUAGCAGGCCAGGUGAUAUUGAGCUUGAGCCAGCAUCGUGUGCUAAACGUGCAGCGAAAGAAGAGAUGCUCAAGGGUUUCUUCCACGUGUUCGCCACAAAGGAGAUGGUCUAG
Molecule: messenger RNA, 351 nt
Organism: Aegilops tauschii subsp. strangulata
Lineage: Eukaryota; Viridiplantae; Streptophyta; Magnoliopsida; Poales; Poaceae
Source: RefSeq, a predicted model, not a curated record